Molecule: messenger RNA, 3062 nt
Organism: Juglans microcarpa x Juglans regia
Lineage: Eukaryota; Viridiplantae; Streptophyta; Magnoliopsida; Fagales; Juglandaceae
Product: 1,4-alpha-glucan-branching enzyme 1, chloroplastic/amyloplastic-like
Exons: 22
Coding region: 128-2722 (864 amino acids)
Biological process (GO): glycogen biosynthetic process; starch metabolic process
Cellular component (GO): cytoplasm
Molecular function (GO): 1,4-alpha-glucan branching enzyme activity; cation binding; hydrolase activity, hydrolyzing O-glycosyl compounds
Source: RefSeq, a predicted model, not a curated record
CACUCAAUUCUGUCUUUGGUUGCCUGCCUCCACGCUUCCCCUCGGCCUCUUGAAAAAUAAUCUCUCAGUAGGGAGUCUGGAUCCGUCUCUCGGUUUUCAAAGCACUUGACGAAAUCCCUCCCAACAAAUGGUCUACACAAUCUCGGGGAUACGGUUGCCUGCCGUUCCCUCAGCGUGCAAGUGGUCGCGAUCGACCUCCAAUGGCAAUCGCAAUACAAAACUCUCUCUCUUGCUGAAGGACUCGAUUUGUCGGAACGUCUUUGUUGGAAUGUCUUCACCUGGUUCUGACUCCUCAUCAGUAAUGGUUGCUGCAACUAAUAAAAUCCUUGUUCCUGGCAGUCAAGGAGAUGGCUCUUUAUCCUUGACAGACCAGUUGGAAAGCCCUGAAACAGUUCAGGAAGAUCCCCAGGUAUUGCGUGAUGUAGAUGAUAAAAUUAUUGAAGAUGACAAGAAGCAUGAGAAUGAAGUAAAAUUUGUUGAACCAACCAGUGGAUAUAAUGAGUUUGACAAUGAACAAGAUUCAGCUUCUUCAACACUUGUAGGUGAUGAUGGUAGAGCUCAUGGUGAUAAGGCAUCUACUGUUGAUGAGAAAAAAGGUGUCAAAAAGGAUGAAUCUAGACGAAGGACCAUUUCCCCACCUGGCACUGGGCAAAGAAUAUAUGAAAUCGAUCCAUUUCUGAAUAAUCAUCGCAAGCAUCUUGACUACCGUUAUGGACAAUACAAAAGACUGCGUGAUGCAAUAGACAAGCAUGAAGGUGGUUUGGAGGUGUUUUCUCGUGGUUAUGAAAAGUUUGGUUUCAGUCGCAGUGCCACAGGUAUAACUUACCGAGAGUGGGCGCCUGGAGCUAAGUCAGCAGCAUUGAUAGGGGAUUUUAACAAUUGGAAUCCUAAUGCUGAUAUUAUGAACCGGAAUGAGUUUGGUAUCUGGGAGAUCUUUUUACCAAAUAAUGCUGACGGUUCUCCGCCAAUCCCACAUGGUUCUAGAGUGAAGAUCCACAUGGAUACUUUAUCUGGCAUUAAAGAUUCCAUUCCUGCUUGGAUCAAGUACUCUGUACAGGCUCCAGGUGAAAUCCCAUACAAUGGCAUAUACUAUGACCCACCAGAAGAGCAAAGGUAUGUAUUCAAGCAUCCUCAGCCCAAGAAACCAAAAUCACUUAGAAUAUACGAGUCACAUGUGGGAAUGAGUAGUACGGAGCCAAAAAUAAACACAUACGCCGAAUUCAGAGAUGAUGUGCUGCCACGCAUUAAAAGACUUGGUUAUAAUGCUGUUCAGAUCAUGGCUAUUCAAGAGCAUUCAUAUUAUGCUAGCUUUGGGUAUCAUGUCACAAAUUAUUUUGCCCCUAGCAGUCGUUGCGGGACUCCUGAUGAUCUCAAGUCCCUAAUAGAUAGAGCUCAUGAACUAGGUCUGCUUGUUCUCAUGGAUAUCGUUCAUAGCCAUGCAUCAAAUAAUGUCUUAGAUGGGCUGAACAUGUUUGAUGGGACUGAUGGUCACUACUUCCACUCUGGGUCACGUGGAUAUCAUUGGAUGUGGGAUUCUCGCCUCUUCAAUUAUGGAAGCUGGGAAGUACUAAGGUUUCUUCUAUCAAAUGCAAGAUGGUGGCUGGAAGAGUACAAGUUUGAUGGGUUCAGAUUUGAUGGGGUGACAUCAAUGAUGUAUACUCACCAUGGACUGGAGGUAGCUUUUACGGGAAAUUAUAAUGAGUAUUUUGGAUUCGCAACUGAUGUGGAUGCUGUGGUUUACCUGAUGCUGGUCAAUGAUGUCAUUCACGGACUUUAUCCCGAGGCUGUUAGCAUUGGUGAAGAUGUCAGUGGAAUGCCAGCAUUCUGUAUUCCUGUCCAAGAUGGUGGUGUGGGCUUUGAUUACCGGCUUCACAUGGCGAUUGCUGAUAAAUGGAUUGAGCUUCUCAAGAAGAGAGAUGAGGAUUGGAGAAUGGGUGAUAUUAUUCACACACUCACCAACAGAAGGUGGUUGGAAAAGUGCGUUGCCUAUGCAGAAAGUCAUGACCAAGCUCUUGUUGGUGACAAGACACUUGCGUUUUGGCUGAUGGACAAGGAUAUGUAUGAGUUCAUGGCUUUAGACAGACCAUCAACUCCCCGUAUUGAUCGUGGAAUAGCACUGCACAAGAUGAUCAGGCUAAUUACCAUGGGAUUGGGUGGAGAGGGAUAUUUGAAUUUCAUGGGAAAUGAAUUUGGACAUCCUGAGUGGAUUGAUUUUCCAAGGGGUGCUCAACAUCUUCCUAGUGGCAAAGUAAUUCCUGGGAACAAUUCUAGUUUCGAUAAAUGCAGGCGCAGAUUUGAUCUUGGAGAUGCAGAUUAUCUAAGGUAUCAUGGAAUGCAAGAAUUUGAUCAGGCAAUGCAGCAUCUAGAAGAAACUUAUGGUUUCAUGACUUCUGAGCACCAAUAUGUAUCACGGAAGGAUGAAGGAGAUAGGAUUGUUGUCUUUGAAAGGGGGAACCUUGUUUUUGUCUUUAAUUUUCAUUGGAUCAACAGCUAUUCAGACUACCGAGUGGGCUGCUUGAAGCCUGGAAAAUAUAAGGUUGUUCUGGAUUCAGAUGAUCCAUUAUUCGGAGGGUUCAGUAGGAUUGAUCACUGUGCUGAGUACUUCAGUUCUGACGGGUGGUACGAUGAUCGGCCCCAUUCUUUCCUAAUAUAUGCACCUAGUCGAACGGCAGUGGUCUAUGCCCUCGCAGACGGAGUCGAACCUGUCAAAAACCUGAUUUGAUUUCAACAAAAGCUUCUCCUGAUGUGAUGAUUUCGCUUUGCUGCUUUCCUGGAUGCAGUUCGGUCCCUGUAAAUUUCCGCCGUUUUACAGAGAUGGGGUAAUUCGUAGUUGAGUUAGAAGAAAAUGGGCAAAGGGCAGAACGUACAGCACGAAAUUUCAUAUUAAUGUCUUGGGUGUAUUUUCUUUCAUGCUAGAGCGGCCAAAGAUGAUUUUCUUUUAUUUUUAUUUUUAUGUGAAGCGCUGCACUAACAAUGUUAAUGUCCUGAUAUUUAUGAGUUGCGUUAUCUGAUUAAAUGCAAGAUAUUAGGCCGCACUUGUGCUCGCCUACUUUUUCCUUGUA